UUCCUGACCACAACCUCGACCUACCCUUGUGAGUUUUCGGGAUAGUCGGUGCUUUCUCAUUCUUCCUACAAUCCAAGUAUUUUGCCACCUCCUCACCAUCGCAAAGUGGCCGGCCUGAUAGUCGCGUAGUACUAGACCCUAUCAUUCACUACUGGGCGUUGCUGAGUAUACCCUCCUUUGUGCUCGUUUUGCGUUGAGGUUCUUCCACAGCUCUUAAUUCUCUUAAACCUUCGUCGCCGUACACGAGACAUAACACUAUCAUCUAUACGUCUUCCAUCAGGGACGUCUUCCACGACCUGCUGUCAUCCCAUACCCUUCGCCACAUAAAUGCCGCCGCAGUACCAGAAUCAGAGCGCCUUGGACGUCAUCGAUACUCAGCUGGAAAGUCUUGCAAGAGAGGAGGCUCGCUAUCACGACGAACUGCGCCGUAUACAACAACGCCGAGACCUUCUCUGCAGGCAGCGCGCCCUGAUUCAGCGAGGCAAGACGAUCUAUUCGCUGCCCACCGAGAUCUUAUUGCACAUCUUCUGCUUCUUCGUUCAAUGGGACGAGGACGACUGGCAAGACGGCGAGGAAAUUGACUGGCGGCCGAUCAUAUUGUCACACGUAUGUUCUACAUGGCGUGCCGCCGUCCUCGAUACAUCCUCGUUGUGGGCGUGCCUCGAUUUCAGCAGAUAUCCCGGCGUCCGCCCGCUCAUCAUUCGAGCCAAGGAGCAGCCUGUUGACGUCGUACACGGCACGAAACCUCUGUCUGGGUAUAAACCCGACUUCCGGUUUGAAUCCGUGCUAAGGAACACAUCGCCUCGAUGGCACUCCUUACUCUGGGAGUCGUCCGAGCUGAGGAUGACCGACGUCUUGUCCGUGCUGAACAGCGGCGCAUCAUUUCCAUAUCUUCGAAGCGUCGAGCUAGGCAUCGAGAAGCGGUCGCUACCGGGCAUUCCAUUACUUAACCCAAGCUCGGGUGUCCAAGCCAGCUCGGGUAGUCUCCUCCCCUGCCUGAGGCGUAUGUGCCUCUCCAGCGUCUCACUUUCCGAACUCCCGCCCACCGACUUGCCGUCGUUACGUUCCUUAACCCUUCACUUUCCUGCUAAGUAUCCCGACAGUCGCGCGAAUCUUUUCCGCAUGUCCAGUCUUUGCUCUUUCCUUGCCAGAUCUCCUGCGUUGGAGACACUUGUGUUCAGCGACUCUACGCCGCUCAUGGAUGUAUUCGUUCGCUUCGAUCACGACACAAGCGAUCAUGCAGCUUCACUUCCUCCUAACAACGUCGCUCCUUUUACUGUAGCCAAUCUUCGCCGUUUCGAGUGGAGCCAUGCGCCUCCCAGGGACCUUUGGAAGUUCGUCGCGAUAGUUAAGAUGCCCGCCCUCAAAGAACUCGAGCUUUACCUCGACGCCGGCGACAAAAGGUGGUUCACAUACUACACUUCUGUUCUUGAGCCUAUGGCGGACGAGCCCUUCAACCCUCGCGCAAUGUUGCCUGUCGUGCGCUUCGAAAGUCUCGAAGAACUGUCCGUCUUUGUGACAGACACGGACGGGCUCUACUCUGCUUUCAGGAGCGCACUCUUUCCCAAGUUGAAGAGACUCGCCAUAAGUCAUCUCAUCGAGCGGAACAAACGCUCAUGGAGGACCUCGCCCACAAAGAAAGCACCCUUCGCAUUCCCAUUACUACCUGCGCAAGAGAGCAUCUUCCGGGAACCCCGCAUGUCGACCGUCACACAUCUCGCCCUAUCGAACUUUCGCCUGGAAUACCACAACACUGUUGCGUCGAUGCUCGCUUAUAUGCAGAAUCUGGAGCAUCUCGCGAUCGAGUCGUGCAGAGGUACGUUUCCACUGACGUUACUGCGACUCUCUGACAUCGUGAUCACAGAUGUGAAUGCCGUCAUCUGCUCUCUCUCCGGGACCUUCGAGGUCUGCGAAGAGGCGAGUUUCAUUGCGGAACCUCGGCGCUGGGUCUGUCCUCGGUUACAGCAUCUCUCAUUGAUCGACUGCGAUAAUGUCACCUUCAAGUGCCUCCGCCAUACAAUUCGAGCGCGGAAACGGUGCGAGGAUGGCGCCCAGAUAGAUUCGCUGCGGGUAAUCAGGUCGCCGCGUCGACGUCUCUCCAGGGUGAAUGUCUCGGAGGGCAACCAAGCGCCGCACGAUCUGUUCUCGAAAGCAACGGCGCUGCGGACUCUUCGUGUUGAAAGAUGUGGCAGAAUAUCGCAAGCGGAAAUGGAGUCUCUAAAGGCGGCUGGACUUGGUCUCAAGGAUGUUUAUUGGAGUGAUUAAGGCAUCAACGUAUCCCCUACUACCACCCGUCGGUAACUGGGUCGCUCUCUCGUUGCAUGAUAUACACGGACUUUAAUACCUACAGAUGGCUUAUAGUCAAAAAGUUCACUGUUUUAUGUACGGCUACAAAUAUCGUUGAAUAUGGUC
Messenger RNA from Phanerochaete carnosa HHB-10118-sp, 2412 nucleotides. RefSeq lists its product as uncharacterized. The transcript has a single exon. The coding region runs from base 328 to 2265 and encodes 645 amino acids. Lineage: Eukaryota; Fungi; Basidiomycota; Agaricomycetes; Polyporales; Phanerochaetaceae. The record is from RefSeq and is a predicted model, not a curated record. Gene Ontology annotation, molecular function: protein binding.